Molecule: messenger RNA, 415 nt
Organism: Pseudopodoces humilis (Tibetan ground-tit)
Lineage: Eukaryota; Metazoa; Chordata; Aves; Passeriformes; Paridae
Gene: NDUFAF8
Product: NADH:ubiquinone oxidoreductase complex assembly factor 8
Biological process (GO): mitochondrial respiratory chain complex I assembly
Cellular component (GO): mitochondrion
Source: RefSeq, a predicted model, not a curated record
UGAGGCGAUGGCGGGGAGCGGAGUGUGGCUGCGGGCGCGGGCGCGGCUGCGGCGCUUCCCGGCGGCGCUGGCGGCCUGCGGGGACCAGGCCGCGGCCUACGGGCGGUGCGUGGCGGCGGCGGCGGGCGGAGCGGCGGAGCUGCGGCGGGACGCGUGCCUGCAGGAGUUCCAGGCGCUGCGGGAAUGCUUCGCCCGGGCGGCAAAGGCGACACCGACGUGACCCCGGAGCCGCCCCCGCCUGGAGACGCCCGGGGACAGUAAAAGCCUCAAAUCCACCGGUUUGUCCUCAGCUGACGGAACCCCCCCGAGCCCCGGAGCUGCUCACCCGCUCCCCGGCCCGGAGGAGGUGCAGCCCCGGGCUGGGUGAGGGUCACAGAUCUAUCUUUAUUUAUUAAAAAGAAGAACAUAAUUCAGA